Molecule: messenger RNA, 1929 nt
Organism: Suillus subaureus
Lineage: Eukaryota; Fungi; Basidiomycota; Agaricomycetes; Boletales; Suillaceae
Exons: 7
Coding region: 1-1929 (642 amino acids)
Molecular function (GO): zinc ion binding
Source: RefSeq, a predicted model, not a curated record
AUGGCCGUAAACACAUCCCCAGCCUCUAUAGAAUCCACCUCACAGCCAAAUGAAUCCCCGAGUGGCAAAUUUACCCUAGAAAACAUCCUCGGAACGAACCACGAAGCAGUCGAACACCCACGACUCAAGGAAAAAGAUUCAGGCGACGCCACCGGGCCCGGUGAGGGAUGGGAUGAAGAAUCAGCCGUUAGGCCUGCUGAGGACGGGUUCUGCGUCGAAUGCGAAGAUCAGCCUGCUCAAGUUGUGUGCGAUACGUGCGCAGAUAAUUACUGUGAAGUGUGCUUUGCAGCACAGCACCGGAAGGGGUCGAGGAAGAAGCAUAUCGCAAAGCCAAUCCCGAGUGGCGCCAAGUCCAAGUCGGUGCAAAAUGGUGUGGCGGAGGAUGUAAAGAAAAAUGGGGAGGAGCAAGAAGACGAUGUUGAUAUGGAUGAUUCUGAUGAAGAACUUGACCGUAUAUCAGCGAAAGCAUCCAUGACGCCCGUCUCUACCCAAAUAAUAGGCGCCCAACCCACAAUUGGAUCAAAAGUUGGCGAGUGGUUUGUCGACCGUUCGAAAUACAUCCCUCUUCGACUCACGUACGGCGAGCGCAAGUACCUACGUCUCCUCGAAGCCGCACUUCAGGUAUCCGAGUACACAGACAAGAUCGACACGCUGGGUUUUGGACUUUCGAAGCCAAAACGUAUCGUGCAUCAGAUUCGCGAGCUGUGUGCGAUUCUAUCUGGCCUCGUCCUUGCCGCAGACUACAAGCAGGGCCAAGAAUUGUUCAGAGAUCGCGAUUUUCAGUCCAACUCGGACUUCUACCAGACUAUCUUUGAACUCGGUCGGAGACAUAAAAUCAUGAACCCAGAUAAAAUGCGCACGACAUAUGGAAAGUUGAUCUAUUUGUUACAGGACAGUCAGUCCCCGGACGUUCGAGACAUACUCAGCUUUUCCUGCGUCAAGCCCAUUGUAUCUGUGUACACCAUUCUUGAAGAAAGCGAUGCUCUCAACAUGUUACGAGAUGAUCUCAUCAUAGUUGCCACGCAAGAAAUAUAUUCUGAAGGACGCUCAAGAAGAGAAGUCCAGCGGGAUAUCAAAAACAAGGAGCGCGCGAUCGAGGCGCUCGCUUCGAAAUAUCAGCGCUCGGGUUUAAACCAAGAACAAGUCCGUCAAUGCAUAUACAGCAUCGGCGAUAAUCACGCGUUCUUGCGGACGAACCGAGAUCCCUGCGAAAAGAUGAUCGCGUACUUGAAGCAAUACUUCCAUCCAACGCAUCCAAAAGACAACAAGUCCAGCUUGGCGAUACGAAGUGGCAAGCAGGGCGCGAGACUUAGCCACGAUCAUGCAAAACAAUACGCAUAUGUCUUACAGAGUCUUACCUUAUGGCGGGAGAUCCUGCAUGACAUGUUCCGGUUAUGGUCGCUCGCUGAACAGGACUUACUGGCGGAGAAUGUACCUUACCGACUGAGGGAUACUGGUCAAGGGCUAAAUCGUGUGCAAGCAGCUCCCAAAACCUUCCGCAUGAUGCACACGAUCCUACACCGUGCGCAACAAAGCGUGGGAACCUGGGUUGGCUCGUCCGCCAUCCACAUGGGCGACCAUAAUGUGCCCAACGCGCUCAUGUUCAUCGAUAAAUAUUCCCAGAUCUACCGGAUCCUACUGCCUAUCUGUAAUACCCUCUCACAUAUACCCAGCCUUGCGGAAAAACCCGCGUUACGCUCCUACAUUGAGGAUGACUUCGGUUCGACAGAUAAUUGCGUGCGCGAGAUCUUGUGCGAUUUCUUCCAGCAUGGCUUCGAUGGUUCUGGCGCCGAUAACUUCUUUGACGCGGGAAGUUGUAUCGACGGCCGUCUGACCAGCGCAUGGAACUGGUGUGCACAACUGGAAAAGAAGAGGUAUUUCCCUGUGUUUUUGCUCACAGGAUUUGUCGGAUUCGAUGGUGAUUGGUGA